This is a messenger RNA of Anopheles darlingi, 1473 nucleotides long. RefSeq lists its product as uncharacterized. Gene Ontology annotation, cellular component: extracellular region. Gene Ontology annotation, molecular function: endopeptidase inhibitor activity. The record is from RefSeq and is a predicted model, not a curated record. The transcript is spliced from 5 exons. The coding region runs from base 121 to 1410 and encodes 429 amino acids. Lineage: Eukaryota; Metazoa; Arthropoda; Insecta; Diptera; Culicidae.
GGCAAGUGCAAUCGAUAGAGGAGUACCAAUAAUUUUGAAUUUUUCUGAAAUGAUUUUAAUUUUCCAGAUUAUCAAGAUUAUGACGCACGUGGAAUCUAUCCAGAUGCUCCUCGUUUCGGUAUGCCUGGUCCCUACAGAGCCGACUUUUCCGAGUCGUGGUUGUGGCAGAAUCUGACUAUUCCUCCAUCAGGGAGGGCCGAGCUUGUAGUAAUAGUGCCUCAUUCAACAACUUCUUGGUUCAUAACUGGGAUUUCAAUUGAUCCUAAAUAUGGUUUGGGUAUCGUCAAGAAACCGAUCACGUUCUCGACCGUUAAAAUCUUCUUCAUUUUGGACCACUUGCCACACGCGGUCAAAAGAGGAGAGACGAUAUCGUUACAUUUUACUCUUUUCAGCUCAAUGCAAGAAGAGUUUGAGGCCACCGUGACAUUGUUUAAUGCAAAGAACCACUUUCAGUUAAUCGAUCGUCCUGCAGAAGAUGCGUAUGAAACGAAAAGUGUAUUCGUUCCACCAAAUUCUGAUGUACCAAUUUCGUUCCUAGUAAAAGCAAUGAAGCUGGGAGAGUUGGAGAUCCGGGUGAAUGCAUCGAUCAUGCAAGGAGUAAUCUCCGAUAGCUUCAAGAAAAUCGUUAUAGUAUAUCCGGAAGACGUAGUGGUUCUGAGGUCAAAACUAAUACAAUUCGAUUGUGAUAGCCCAUCAAAUCAAUCGUUCGACAUUUCGCUUUUUAUGGACAACAAGGCAGAAGAUCGCGACGCUCCAGUUGACUUAAUAGUUUAUCCGGAUCAGAAAUCUUUAAAGGGUCUUCAAAACCAUUAUAAUGUGUCACUCGGUCAUGAACGCUUUGUAAAAUUAAUGCAUGUAAAUUCUGAUUUCCAUGAGAAUAUCACGAUAACAGAAAUUCCAUUAACAAGGGAUCUAUAUCAUCUUAACGGCAAGAUUGCUAGGAAAUUAUCAGUGAUCGUCAUGAGUUCCGGGUCAGGAACGAUUCAGAUCAACUGGCAAUACCGUCUUAAUUUGAUCUACUUUAAGCCCCGUUUCAAUAUACAAAUUACCAAACUACCGACUCCCACUAAGUGGAUGAAGGAACUUCAUAUUUGUUGUAGUUUCAUUCCGGAGGAUAGAGAUGAUCACUCAAAUGCAACGAUUAUAGAAGUGAGCAUCCCAAUCGGCUUCGCGAUGGAAAACCAUACUGUAGUUGAGGAAACAACAAUCAAUCUCAUCAGUAAAAUCGAAGUACUACAUGAUGGAACGACGGUGAUCGUACACUACAACCAUAUAGGUAACGAGUCGAAAUGCUUCAACGUGUUUGCCUACAGAAGGUAUAAAAACCGAGUCAGACAUCCAUCAUACAUCAAGGUUCAAGACUCCUAUCGGCCAGAGCUGAAUACAGUAAAGAUGUUCGAUUUCCAUUAGUUAAUAUGCGUAGAUUGCAGACGAUUCCUGCUGAUAGUUUAUCAGCAAAUAAAUGUAUCUUAA